AUUCCGGCAUCCACGACGACCUCAAGUAAUCAAGAGCAACAGUCGAUGACACCUGCGCCGUCCAUGAUGGUGUCGAAGCUGGCGGAAGACCAGCGCCACAUUGACGAGCUCUCUGGCGCCACACGCAAGACCAAGAAAUUGUUGGCGGGCGCACUGUCCGGUAUGAUUUCCGCGUUGGCCUUCCAGCCUCUGGACGUGCUGCGCACGCAUCAACAGGGCGCGUUCACGUCACAUUCGGAGCCUCCCAAAGUGUCUACUGCAACCUCACGCCUCUCUCUUCCGGACACCAUUAAGGCGUCUCGACCGGCUGACGAUCCUGUAGCGAGGCUUCGCUCCAUGUGGCGUGGAACCUCGUCCACGCUCAUUCGCGUCGCGGGCGGCGCCGGGCUCUACUUCGCCACUCUGGACCACUGCCUCAACCUUUUCCCACAAACUGCAGUCAACACCUUCCUGGCAGGAGCUUUUGCGCGUACCUUUGCAGGUGGUGUCAUGUCUCCUUUCACUAUUGUCAAGGCGCGAAUGGAGUUCCUACCGCCUGGUACUUUCGAUAGCAACUUGCAGGUUGUGCGUCACGUGCUGCAUCACGAAGGCGUAUGUGGAUUGUAUCGUGGCAUGAUGCCAACGCUCAUCCGAGACGUGCCGUUUUCAGGACUGUAUGUGCUCAUAUACACGCGUUUGCGCGACUCGUGGGCCGAGAAGUUUUCGCACCUGCCAGUGUACGGCGUGCAUUUCAGCAGCGGCGUGGUCGCGGGCGUGCUGGCGACGUCCAUCGUGCAUCCUGCCGAUGUGGUAAAGACACGCAUGCAGCUCGCCAUUAUGGUAAACAACGGAGACGGCGGCGCUGCUGCUGUGCAGAACUCACUCACAUUGCGACAGACUGUGGCCAAGAUCUAUCACCACGAAGGUCUGCGUGGCUUCGCAAAGGGAAUCCUUCCACGUGUGAUCAAACGAACGCUGUCCACGGCAGUCACGUGGACAAUCUACGAGCAAUUAUCUCUGCGAUAGAUGACAAGGCUCUAGUUCGUGGCUGGGGACCAUUAGAAGUUGAUAGUAAAUUUUUGUAUUAGAAAAACUAUGAAAAACUAACGGCUAGCACGCGAGCAUGGAUUUCGGUAAUACUUCCCUAUAUUGAGCAGCAAUUACCGCGUGAUGAUAGGCGUGAAAGCGGCAAAAGGUUCACCCCCGUUCGCGUGUGGUCCAUUGCCAUUGAGAUUGCUCCCAGGC
Phytophthora nicotianae INRA-310 is the source of this 1224-nucleotide messenger RNA. RefSeq lists its product as hypothetical. Bases 46 to 1005 code for a protein of 319 amino acids. Gene Ontology annotation, biological process: glycine import into mitochondrion. Gene Ontology annotation, cellular component: mitochondrion. The record is from RefSeq and is a predicted model, not a curated record. Lineage: Eukaryota; Oomycota; Peronosporomycetes; Peronosporales; Peronosporaceae. The transcript has a single exon. Gene Ontology annotation, molecular function: glycine transmembrane transporter activity.